AUGACUUUCACCGUCUUCCUUGCCGGUCUUCUCGCUGCCACCGCUGCUGCCCUCCCGCACUCCGCUCGAUCCGGAGAAUCCGGUGCCGUUGAGACCCGCGAUUCCGGCAGCGGCGGUCUUCAGAUCGUCAACAACAUGGGCACCGACGUCUACUUGUGGACCACCUCGUCCGACGCUGGUAGCAUGAAGACUCUCAGCACCGGAGGUGACUACAGCGAAGACUGGACCACCAACUCCAACGGUGGGGGUAUCUCCAUCAAGAUCUCCACCAGUGAGUCCAAGGAUAGUGUUCUUCAGUUCGAAUACACUCAGGAUGGCGAUACUCUGUUCUGGGACAUGUCCUCCAUCGACCUCGACGAAACUUCCGACUUUGUCAAGUCUGGCUUCACUGUUGAGCCCAGUGACUCGAGCUGCAAGUCAGUUUCUUGUGCUGCUGGAGAUGUGAACUGCAAGGAUGCUUACCAGCUCCCGGAUGACGUGAACACCUACUCUUGCUCUCUGAGCGCCGGUUUCACUCUGACUUUGGGAUAA
Penicillium egyptiacum is the source of this 531-nucleotide messenger RNA. The record is from the annotation of a GenBank genome assembly. Lineage: Eukaryota; Fungi; Ascomycota; Eurotiomycetes; Eurotiales; Aspergillaceae.